AUGGCAUUCAAGUUUGUAGUAUUCGCAUGCUUGGUGGCGGCGGCCAGCGCUGGCCUGCUCCCAGCUGGUCAUGUCGCCUACGCGGCUGGCCCCGUGGCAUACGCCGCUCCCGUCGCUAAAGUGAUUGCCCCCGUCGCCAAGGUCGCCGUUGAGGAGUACGACUCACACCCCCAGUACAGCUUCGCGUACGACGUGCAGGACGGUCUCACCGGCGACUCCAAGAGCCAGCACGAGAGCCGCGACGGAGACGUCGUACAGGGCUCCUACUCCGUGGUAGACCCUGACGGUACCAAGCGCACCGUGGACUACACCGCUGACCCCCACAACGGAUUCAACGCCGUCGUGCGCAAGGAAGCCCUCGGACACGUCGCUAAGGUGGUUGCCCCCGUUGUCGCCAAAGUAGCUACCCCAGUCGCCUACCACGCUGCUCCCGUGGUCGCUAAAGUAGCCACUCCUGUGGCCUACCACGCUGCCCCUGUAGCCUACCAGGCUGCCCCAGUCUACCACUCCGCCCCUGUAGCGUACCACGCCGCCCCCGUCGCCUACUCCGCACCGGUCUACCACCACUAA
Messenger RNA from Spodoptera exigua (beet armyworm), 570 nucleotides. The record is from the annotation of a GenBank genome assembly. NCBI's taxonomy places the organism in Eukaryota, Metazoa, Arthropoda, Insecta, Lepidoptera, Noctuidae.